Molecule: messenger RNA, 647 nt
Organism: Durio zibethinus
Lineage: Eukaryota; Viridiplantae; Streptophyta; Magnoliopsida; Malvales; Malvaceae
Product: ATP synthase subunit epsilon, mitochondrial
Biological process (GO): proton motive force-driven mitochondrial ATP synthesis
Cellular component (GO): mitochondrial inner membrane
Molecular function (GO): proton-transporting ATP synthase activity, rotational mechanism
Source: RefSeq, a predicted model, not a curated record
AACCAAAGACAUAAAACAAAUAAAGCCCCGAUUAGCCAUUGUUUGCUGAAGACUGAAGAAGAAGAAGUAGUAAUAUCUUGUAGAUUUUGCGGCCGCAACACAAAAAGUGAAAAAAGGAAGAAAAUGGCGUCCAACGGGGCGGUGCCGUUCUGGCGUGCAGCCGGCAUGACUUAUAUAACCUACUCGAACAUAUGCGCCAACCUCGUCAGAAACUGCUUGAAGGAACCUUAUAAGACUGAAGCCCUUACUCGUGAAAAAGUCCAUUUCUCCAUCUCCAAGUGGACCGAAGGAAAGCCUGAAAAGCCCACUAUCCGCUCAGAUUCUCCUGAAGAAUGAGUUGCAUGGUUGGUCAUUGAGGUCUCUAGACUGGAAGGAGUUUAAUCUAUUUUUUUGUAAUUUUUCUGUAAUGUCCAAAGCAUGUGGACAAAUUUCAAGCUUUGAGAUGAUUCUGCAUUUUCAUAAUAAUGUACUUUGCAAAUAAACUGAAGUUGGUCCUUCGUGGAAGUUCUUCUGUCAGGUUUUUUCAGCUGCACCUUCAAAAACAUUGUCUUGUUUUAGGGGUGUGAUUGUGCUUUAUGAUUUUUAUGAUUAUUGGUGGAAUGAUUCUUCGUGCAUGCCCACUUGCUGUGUGUGGAAUGGUCAUAUUU